CGUCCAUCCUUCAUCAUCCUCCUCUUCAUCAGCAGACAUGUUGUUUAGGCAGGAUCCGUGACGCCGCGCUGACUGCUGAUGGAUGGAAGGAGCGGCUAGAAUGACGCUCGGCACCUGCUCUCUGACCCAGCAGUACAGCAAUGGUGUAUGCCCAGACAUCAAACACAGUCGGUGUCAAUCCCUCCAUCUACUUGCCAUCAUUCAUGUAUCAGAUGUCAUUUAACUACUCCAAGAGAGAAAACUCAACUGUCCUGGCAGCCUUACCCACAACUCCCCUCUUCAACCUCGAGGGCACGUCCACCGGCCAGUUGAAUACUACCUCUGUCCCUGAUGAGCUGACUUCAGGUGAGGUUACCGUCCUAGGCUUGGUAUUUGGGGUUCUAUGGCUGGUCUCCAUCUUGGGAAAUGCCCUCGUAUGCCUGGUCAUCCACCGAAGCCGACGGACUCAGUCCACAACCAACUACUUUGUGGUGUCUAUGGCCUGCGCGGACCUGCUCAUGAGCCUCGGUUGUGCCCCAUUCGUCCUCUUGCAGGUUGCCUCUGGACGUUGGCCAAUGAGCACAGCAGCUUGCAAGGCUGUGCGCUAUCUACAGCACCUUUGUCCAGGUGUGCAGGUCUACGUCCUGCUUUCGAUCUCAAUAGACCGCUUCUACACAAUCGUCUAUCCCCUCAGCUUCAAAGUGUCCAGAGAAAAGGCAAAGAAGAUGAUUCUGGCUUCGUGGUUAUUUGAUGCAGCCUUCGUCUCCCCCUGCCUCUUCUUCUAUGGAUCUACAUCUACAGACAGUCAUUGUGACUUUUUCCUUCCUGAGAGCUGGGGCAGCAUAGUCUACGCAGCAGUUCACCUUCUCAUUGGUUUUCUGGUCCCUGCUGGAUUGAUCAUAUCAUUCUACCAGAGGGUGGUCAGGUACAUCUGGAGGAUCAGUGCUGAUGGCCACACUGUGCGGCGGACAAUGAACAUUGUCCCGCGGACUAAAGUCAAGACCAUCAAAAUGUUCCUUAUGCUUAAUUCUGUUUUCUUCCUCACCUGGACACCCUUCUAUCUUGCCCAACUGUGGCAUCCGAGGGAGUCUGAUGGGCCCAGCAGGCAGGGACUGCUUUUCUUCACAGCCAUCUCCUGGAUCUCCUUCAGCUCCACAGCAUCCAAACCCACCCUGUAUUCUGUCUACAAUGCAAACUUCAGACGUGGCAUGCGGGAGACAUUCUGCAUGUCAUCCAUGAAAUGCUACCGCAGUAAUGCCUACACCAUCACCGCGAGCUCCCGCAUGGCCAAAAAGAAUUAUGUUGGGGUGGUGGACAUCCCAGUGCAAGCAAAGAUGGUGACUAAAGACUCGGUCUACGAUACAUUUGACCGAGAAGCUAAAGAAAAGAAGGUAGCUUGGCCCACUAAUGCGAACCCUCCAAAUACCUUUGUGUGAAUGAGCUUGGACAGCUUACUGAACUCACGAACAUAAACUUGUCUAACAUAGCAGUGCCAGUGGUGGCAGGUGAAUUAGCUGGAGGCUAACAUGCUAGCACUGUAUUUAAGUAAAACGUUUACUGAAUGUGUUCAGAUUGUAUAAAGGGCUUUUUGUGAUGUGAGAAACCCUAUAGCAGCCAUAUUGGUGAUUUUUAUACUUCAGAUUUCAAUCAGAAUUUGUUUUCGUGCUGUGUUUUGAUGGAUCAUUCUCCAUGGAUAAAUUCCAUUUUGUGUUUUGAUGUCAACUUGUUAGCUAGCUAACUUUCUGUGUGGUCAUCGAUCAUAAAAGUCUUGUAACUGCAUCUGGUUUGCUACAGUAAUGUACGUGGUAGAUGCUAAUGUUAGUAAAGGCUAAAAUGUUAACAAUGACAUUAUCUGCUUUGUCACAAUGACUGAGUAACGGUGAGCUGUGAGCUGGUUAUAUACCAAAGCCCGGGAUCCAAGCUUGUUCAAAUAAACUGGGCUGAAUCAUUGGAAUACAAUCAGGAUCAAUUAUGACUUUAACAACCAUGUCAGCAAGACCCAUUCGGGUUCAAACUUAGCUGAGUGGUCAUAGCUAAACAUGACAACAUGCAGACACUGUUUGAUUCGGUUCACUUUCAGAAUGGUGCUUAGUUCUUAAAAAGCAUCAAGGCAGAACUCGUUUGGUGUGGAUCGGUAGCUUAAAUCUUAAAGUGCGAUUGCAGAGGGACUUAAGUCCUGUAAUUUCUGAUUGAGAUGGGUUCCUCAACAUCAUCCUCAGCACUGCUGUGUGGAAAUGCUCGACAAGGAUAGAACCUGAAUAUUUGUCCUCCUUCCAGUGUGCUGAAAUAUCCAGACUUGAGAUCAAAUGGAUGUUUGUAGCUGUGAUCAGUUCUCAUGAAGUUUGAUCAGUGUGAUUAAAGAUGAUUUGUUAUAUGAAGGAAAUUUAUGAGUUUUUGUGGGAAUAUCCAGGAAAAUGUUCCAGAAGACAAAAGACAGAGAAACAGAAGCAAGCUUUUAGAGAGUGAAAUUUAAUGAAGUCAGUAAAGUCAUUGCUGCACAAUCACCUCUUUCUGUUUUUAAGGCAUUAGUAAAUCUGAGACUUGUGCACGCUAAAGUGUGGAUAUCUGAAGUCUGCAUAUACAUUACAGAUCAGGGGUGAGCUGCAACAUUGCUGCAAAGUUACGAGCAUUAGUUGGUCCUAACAUUAGGUCAGUGCACCACAUAAUCCACUGCGUCAUCGUGUAUUUGACUAAAGCUCAAAAACACUGAGAAACUCUAGGAUUUGGUUGGAUCUCUUUCAGCAGCAGUGACCUGCAGUGAUCUACAGGUGUCGCUCACCUGUGUUACAGCAGCAGCUUGAUAGAGGUGCUCUUGUUUGCUUAUGGUCAGAUAAUCAAGUCCAUUGAUUAACUGAUAUGGAUGCAUUAACAAUGCACUGAGGUUUUCACACAGUGCCUCUGCAGACUGCUCAGUGUGUAAUAAAUGAUGACACAAUGGGAAACAUCACAUGCUUCUCUUAGUCUCAGGUUAUGUUUACCUGAUUCUGUGACUUGCUGAGCCUCACCUGAGUUUUUAUUGUGUGGACCUUGUUUUUCAUAGAAGGUAAAUGUGUGUACCAACUUGCACUUUAAAUGUUCCACAGUCCCUGCAGAAUGAACACGGUGGCUCCAUCUGUGCAGUUGCUGCACUAACAUCAGUGCAAUCAGAUCCCAUAGUCUUGAGACUGUGUUUCAUCCAAAGUCCCUCUCUUCCUUCCUGCAGACAGUCACAGCACUUCCUGCGAGUCUGCAUUAA
Messenger RNA from Haplochromis burtoni (Burton's mouthbrooder), 3214 nucleotides. It is a transcript of the gene gpr19, whose product is annotated as G protein-coupled receptor 19. Gene Ontology annotation, cellular component: plasma membrane. The transcript has 2 exons. Gene Ontology annotation, biological process: G protein-coupled receptor signaling pathway. Bases 141 to 1415 code for a protein of 424 amino acids. The record is from RefSeq and is a predicted model, not a curated record. Lineage: Eukaryota; Metazoa; Chordata; Actinopteri; Cichliformes; Cichlidae. Gene Ontology annotation, molecular function: G protein-coupled receptor activity.